Parnassius apollo (apollo) is the source of this 2361-nucleotide messenger RNA. Lineage: Eukaryota; Metazoa; Arthropoda; Insecta; Lepidoptera; Papilionidae. The record is from the annotation of a GenBank genome assembly.
AUGAGUUCGGUUAAAAUUGUGCUUGUGCUUUUGGUGCUGUGUUGCGUCGAUAUGUUAGGAUCAGCGGAUGCACUCCAGCAGGAUGCUGAGGGAGUUUGCGUCGUGAAAACGAGUACCCGAAGAACCAGGGCGAAGACGUUCGCAGCGCAAAUAAAGAAAAUGUGCGGCAAGAGAAAAUGCGUGGUGAGGAAGACUAAAGUAGAGGUGUUCACUGUCACAAAAAACCAAACGGUUUGCUGCAAUGGAUAUGGUUACAGAAGCGAAGAUGAUUCUUGCACCCCACUCUGCAGUACUGGUUGCAACGGAGGCCGAUGCGUAGCCCCUGACGUGUGCCACUGCGACCCCCCAGCCACUUUAGACGAGGAGCACAAAAACGCAUGCAUCAUGCCCACGUGUGCACCACCAUGUGUGAACGGCGCAUGCGUUGCCAACGACACUUGUCAAUGUAACACCGGGUUCAUCGAGUACAACUCCACACAUUGCUACCAUUGCGACCCUGGCUAUGCGAUCGAUAUGACCUUCAACUGCGCUCCAAUUUGUGACCAACCGUGCGUCAAUGGACACUGUAUUGGACCAAACAUUUGUGGAUGCCCGUUUGGUUAUAAGCUUAAGGAUACAUUCACAUGUGAACCUAUUUGUGAUAGCCCUUGUAUAAAUUCCACAUGCACUGCGCCAAAUGUUUGUUCGUGUUUUCAAGGAUAUACGGAUGUAAAUAGUACUUGCGUUCCGCGAUGUAUUUCAUGUGACAAUGGACAAUGUGUUGGACCCAACGUUUGUGUAUGUAAUGACGGAUUUAUAAAGGCUGAUGGUGGUUGCCUACCAACAUGUGAUGAAACUUGUGUGAAUGGAGUUUGCUCGGGUCCGAACACCUGUUCCUGUAAUGAGGGUUAUGUAAAGGACAAUAGCAGUUAUUCCAGAUGUUUCAAACCGUGUAGUGGAGAGUGCAAAGAAGGGUGCGAUGAAAACGGGACAUGCAUAGAUUGCAGCGUGCCUACUAGAAUCAGAAAACAAGUCCGAGGGCGAGGUAAAACGCCAGUUAAGCCGACGUAUAAAUUAGUCUGCUGCGAUGGAUGGAUGUACGACGUGGCGACCCAAAAAUGUGUCUUCCACUGCAGAUUCGGUUGCGAGCGGGGCAAAUGUGUUGGACCGAACAAGUGCAGCUGCGACCCCCCGCUUAUAUUGGAGAACAAUAAAUGUGUGGACCCUGUGUGUGAUCCACCAUGUGUGAAUGGAAAAUGUGGGGGGAAUAACAUUUGUCUGUGUGACCCUGGCUACGAGAAAGUAAACACAACUCAUUGUGCACCAGUAUGUCUUCCUGGUUAUGAGCAUCCAUGCUUCAACGGAUCUUGUAAGGCUACCAAUAAUAUGACGGCAUGGGAUACUGACGCUGUUAACUCAGAUCUGUUUACUUGCAUACCUAAAUGUGCGCAGGACUGCAUUAAUGGUGCUUGCGUGGCCCCAGACGUUUGCAAGUGUCACGAGGGGUAUACAAACGAAAGUCAAUGGCAAUGCUCGCCGGUUUGCGAUUAUUGUGAAAAUGGAACUUGCGUAGCACCAAACGAAUGUCAAUGUUUUGAUGGGUAUUCGAAAAAAGAUGGUAAAACUUGCACACCGGAUUGUGAAACACCUUGUGAGCAUGGUGUGUGUACAGCACCAGAUGUUUGCACUUGUGAUUCGGGUUACGAACUGCAGUAUACCAUCACAAACAACAAUAUAACUCAAGAGACAUGUCAGCCAGUAUGUUCAGAAGUGUGCAUCAAUGGACAUUGCGAAUCACCUGAUACUUGCGCAUGUGAUCCAGGCUUCAUAAGAAAAGAUAUACAUCCAUCUAUUUGCUAUAAACUUUGCCCAGGUCUUUGCGAAAAUGGAGUAUGUACUCUUUCUGGAAAGUGUGAUUGUCAACGAGGUUAUGUCCUUGAAAAUGAAACCUGCAUAGCUAUGACACCAGUGAACUGUGAGACCUGUGGCGGCAACUGUACUACAGAAGACAUUUGCUGGUGUUCAAACGAUAGACCAUGUUUCUUCCCUGCGGAAGUGGAAUCAGCUGAAAUCGCUUCUUCCACCAUGUUAGCUGGCUUAGGACUGACUUGGAUGGUUGGAGGUGCGGUGGGUUUGUUGCUACUUAUUCUGGUAAUUGUGGUUAUCGGUCAGAUGUGGAGGAAAAGGAAAGAAUAUCCCACUAAUGAAGGAAAUAAUUUCAGCAGUGUGGCAUACACGGUUCCCAAUACUCUUUUAAAAGUCCGGGAGGAUAUCAAACCAGAAAAUGAUUACGAUGUAGUCGAUGACCAGGAUCCGACAAAAGCAGCCGGCGAAGCAUUACUCGAAGAGACAACAGUUAUUGAUGAUAAAAUGUACGAUUAA